GAAGCAGAGAAAAAAAGAUUUUUUUCGUUGAAUGCGUUUGGUUUUAAGUUAAUUACAUAAAAAAAAAAAAAAUUCGAACGUAAAACGUUCAAAAAUUAAUAAACCGUCAACAUAUUAAAAAAAUAAAACAAUUACAUUGUCAAGAUGUAUAUGAAUUUGAAAGAAAUAACAAUGGGUUGCUGAGUGAAAAUCGUAUAUAAAAAAAGGUUGCACGCACCAAUAUUAAUUGAUUUGUAACCAGCAGCUUUGUUCAUUGAAGUGAUUUUUUUUGUCGUCUUCUGAUAUGGAUUCACUAAAAUUAAUUGUGUGGGAAAUCGGGUAAAGAAUCGUACGGAAAAAAAUAUGAAAAUGUCUAAAACUGAUGAAAGUAAAGUGCUCAAAGCUAAUGCAAAUGUUGAGGAGAUAGAAGCAAAGAACAAGAACAUUGAUGAUAGUGGUGCAGGCACGGCUACUAAUAUCGUUAAUAAGAAUGAUAUUGUAAAAGUGACAGUAGAAGGAGUGGCUAAGCUUUCGUUUGCUUUCCUUGAAGAAAUGCAAGGCGGUGAUAGCAGUCUUGAACCAGGAGAGGUUAAAACGCCCACUCCCGGCUCAAGCCCAGUAAUGUGCCGAGAUGUUACACCCACGCGAGCAGAUAGAGAUCAACCUCCGUCCAAGCAGCUAGCUAAGGAGUCUUUGGCAAAAGCCCUGAAAACUGUCUCGCAAAUGGAGGCGGAGGCUUGCGAAGAAAAGGUUCGUGCAAUAUUGGAACUAGACGCAAAACGACGCAAAGAGGAAAUAGAAAAACGCAAGCAAGAAGCCGAUAGACGUCGUCAAUCCGGUGAAUUGGAUUCAGAUGAGGAGAGAAAGCGUAGAGCAAAGGAAGAACGCAAAAGAUUGAAAAAACUGAAAAAAGUACAAAGAGUAGCAGAAAAGGUUUUGUCAGGUGGUAAUGAGGAUGAAAUUGUUAACAAUGAAGACGAUGGUAAUCCUGAAAACAAAAAGCGUAAGAUUUCUACGUCUACGAAAGACGAUGAAAGUGAAGGGUUGUGUUCUUCUGGCGAUUCUUCAGUUGAGCAAACAGAAAAAAUGUCUUCGAUUCCGAGUUCGAUCACGAUAGCUCCGGCGCCUAUUGCUGUGCGCUAUCCACUUCAUCCCCCUCACUUGACGCACGUGUAUCCAGACGCCUUUCUGCCGUAUCGUUCCAUGAAUCUUUUUAUGCGUGGGCCUCGCCCCGAUUUUCCUCACAUAAGACCAGGAUUUUUGCCGCGCGGUCGGGGUGGCAUGCGUCUUCGGAUGCCCUUCCCAGGUUUUCGUCCUCCGUUUUUUGUAACAGGGCCUCACAGGCAUAUUCCGCCCCAGCCGGUGCAUCGGCCACCACAUACGCCACCACCAGCGAGGGGUCAUUCACCAAUUUUGCCACCUAAUACAGAUCUAAUGUGGACAAAAAGCAAACCUUCUAUUUCGUAUGCAUUUAAAGCAACUAACCGGGAGUACAAACUUCAGCACAACACUGCCGGUAAUGAACACAAACCAUUUUUUAACCAACACACGAGUUCACCAAAAACCCAUAAUUCCGAGGAAGAAGACGUUUUGCCAAAAAUUAUGUCCAAAAAAUUGUCGCAGUCAAAAGAACGUACAAAAUUGAAAAAAAUUCGUGAACGCGAUAAUAAAAAACACAGAAAGAAGUCUAUAGCGGUGAAGAAGAAAAAAGCGGAGAAGUCCAGUAAAAGAAAGAUAGAAAAGAUACGUAAGUCGUAUGGACAAAAAGAUAAAGCCACGAAAAGUGUGAAAGAAUCGAGUGUAAUGACUCAAGAGAAAUUAAUAGAAACGCCAACCAUACCGGAAGUGUGGACCGUACUAGAAAAUAUCAAAAUAGAAAAACUAGAAAAUACUGAAAUAAAAAUUGAAGAUAUCACACUUAAAGUGAAGCCUUUGCCCAUUAUUCAAGUGAAAAGCGAAAUUUUUGAAAACGAAGAUAAGGAGGAACAUAAAAAGGCAUCGAACGAAAUCCUUAGCAGAGAAAAAAGCGACGAAUAUGAUAUGUUUGCUGAUUCCCCUCCUGCAACUCAGACAAAAAAAACUUCUACGCCACACAAGGCAGAAGUAGUCUACAAAAUAUCUGACAGCAUCCCAACUUCAAACCUCUUAAGUGAAGCACAAAAAUCGUGCGCGGAACAACGCAGUAUUACACCACCAUUGCCACAGCUAAAUGAAAAAAUUGGUAGUAAAGUGUCUCUGGAAAGCACUCUAGAAAUCAAAAAGCGCAUUGACAAGCUCUUACAGAAGGAUGACUUGAGCAUGGGGGCGAUAGAAGCCUCCAAAGAGAUUUUGUUAAAGAAAGCACUGAAGCAUAAAAGUAUGAAAGAGAAUGCAACACAAGAUAAAGACAGCAAAUCAAAUCAAAGCAAACAAUUCAAGGAAAAAGAUGAUGCGCCCAAAAGUAAAGAAAAGGACACUCGCCAUCAUAAUAGGGAAAAGAUGCGUGAGAAGGAGAAAGAAAAAGAAAAGGUUGGAGAAACUAAUGAGAAAGAAAAGAGAAAUGAAGAGAAAGAAAAAUACGUACCUAGGAAAGAUAAAAUUGACUGCCAAAAAGAGAAGGAAAAGGAAAAAUCAAAAGAGUUGCAAAAAGUAACUAAUAUUUCCAGAGAUAAAUCCAGGGAUAAGGAGAAGGAAUUUGUUAAAGAAAGGGAUCGUCAGCGAGACGGGAAUCGUGAACGACCGGGUUCCAAAGUAGUACCACCUAACUAUCGCAAUCCUUUCAAACGUUCCAUCUCGAAAGAUCGUUUCUUAGGCCGCAUUCACAGUAAUCGUCGAACACGAACUAAGAGUCGAGAGCGGGAAGCUCGACCGAGAUACAAGCUUUCUGUCGAACGUAAGUCAAUUGAUCGUUUAUCUAAAAAUUCUAGUAGAAUGUCAAGAAGCGUUCAUCAACUCCCUAACCGGCGUUCAAGCUCUCAGCAUCGUUCCCGUUCGGGCGAAAAAAUUUUAAAAUCAUCUAGGGAUUCUUUGCAUAGUGGCCGUGAGUACAAGCGCAAGGAAAGAGAACAAAUAUCAUCACAAGAACGUAGUGCAAAGAGCAAACUUUCCAAAUCGACAUCUCCCCCCGUGGAAAAACGUAUAGAUUCAAAGACGAUAAAAGCCACCGAAUCUACACGAUAUGGCAGUGAAAGGACUAGUUCUUCUAAAACGAUCAGGGAAGAAACAGAUAAAAUAAAGUAUUCUAAACAAGAUUCUCUGACGAAGAAAAAAAAUGAAAGAAAUGCGGCGAAAAAGCCGCUUUCAUUUACGGCAGCUGAGUUUUUAUUUCCCGAAGACGGCGACGAUGAGGUGUUGGCAACCGAUGAUGAGAAUACCGUUGAUUCUUUCAGUCAAGCAGGCAAUUUAAAGUCGCCCAGCGACAAAGAACAGAGCCCUGAUACCGAUGAUUAUAUGGACAAUUGGGAAAAUGACGACGUAGACUUGGAUAACAAUUCAAACACUCCAGGCGGUGGUAGUUUAACCCCAAAACGUUCGUCACCAGAUCUAAUGUUAGAGGAAGACUCGUUUGUUGCCCGUUUUGCCAACCCCAGUCCGCCCUCAGAGUUGCUGCAUCAGGCAAGCCAAAACGUGACAGAAGGAACAAAGUCUGUAAUGAGGAUAAGAACAACACCCGUUAGCACACCUCCAAUAAUGGAAAAAAUCAGUAGUAUGAAUAAAACAAUAGUUAACCCAUACGCAAAGCAAUCAGGCGAGAUGACAAAAAAGAAAACUGAACUAUUUGGCAUGAAAGAAAUUUACGAUCAAUUUAUUAAAAGCGUUGAGGCAUCUGGAGUCGAUCUGAAACCGCAACCUAAGCCUAUUGAGUUUGUGUCCAGAUCGAGUAACGUUCAAAUUGAUGAUAUUUCGUUACAGUCAUCAUCACAUAAUGAGGAUCCGUUGUCAAGAUCUUCAACAUCGUCAACAUCAUCAUCAUCAUCAUCGUCUUCCUCAGAGAGUAACAGCUCUUCCAGUUCAUCGUCAUCAUCGUCAUCAUCUUCGUCGAGUGCCUCUUCUUCAGAAGACAGUAAUGAUGCGGAGACUUUUGAGAAGUCUUUAGAAAACUUACCAAAGAAAGCGAAACAUGAGGAUGGCGACUUUGCGCUCUGCAAUUCUGUAGAAUUAAAAUCGAAACCUUUAUCGUUAGAUAACGUUCCGAAGGAAAUUAUACCAUUAGCUGAACUUGAAAAACAUAUUAAGGAAGUGUCACCUAAAAUAGAUCCAAGUCCUCGCACACCAUCCCCACCUCAAAAAUCGUUAGUACCGCAGUUACCACUGGCGUCAACACCUGCACAAACAACAGUCGUGCAAUUUUCAAAUACCGCUCUUCCACCGUCUCAAGGCCCGUUAACAUCCCAACCAUCAGUUGCUACUAAUACACAAGCCAGAGCUCCUAGAUCUGACGCUACCAAAGAUUUUAAAAAGUUAAAAAAUUUGGAAGCUAAUCUAGCUCGCAUUCAAAUGAUGAAGGCCAAUUAUGAUUCUUCAGAUGAGAUUAGUGAAGAGCUGCAUAAAAUGGAAAUGUUGCUGUUAAAGGAGAAGAAACUCAUUUUGCAGAAAUAUGCGAAGUCACCGAUAAAGACUGACAAAAACACGGCAACUACAACGGCUCCUAACAAAUCUUUAACAGGUGGUUUGUUUGUGCCUUCUUUACAGCAAGCUGAGACACCGUCAACUAACGCAGAGAGUGUUGCCGUUCCCGUGCAAACGCCACAACCUCCCAUAGUCGCGGAGGAAACUAACAGAAUUUUUGACACUAAUCGGGAAGCCAUAAAAUUAACGAUCUCGUCUUUGAAGCUGUCGAAAACACCAACGAUUUUCAAAAGUUCAUUUGACGAUGAUGCGGAUAAAAACGCAAAGAUGGCCGCUGAUAAUGAAGAAGCCGAUUUUACGGAGAAGUUAAUUAAGCCGGUGAAAGAAAUAGCUAUUGUUAAACCCAUAAUGGAAUCGAAAGAAUAUCGUUCAAGAGAUUCACAUCGACAUCGACGCUCUCCGGGCUACACAAGCGGUCGUGAACGUCCUCGUUCACCAUCACCUCGGUAUCGAGAGCGUUCGCGGCGUUCAUCUUCGCGAUCACGUACAAGUCCUCAGCGGCGAGGGCGAGGACGCUCUUUAUCAGUUAGUCCACCAAGACGCAGCUCUCGUUAUAGCUCGCCCGUACGAAGAGUUGGGCAAUCGUCAAGAUUUCGUUCAUCUGCACGACGAACACGAAGUCGUUCUCGUAGUGCUAGUACUAAUCGGUCAUUGCUUAACAGACGUGGUAAAGACUUAAGUCCUUCGAGACGCCGCCGCGGACCAACGCAGGAUAGUCAUUAUAAAAAAUUUUCACGUUCCCGAAAUUCUCGUUCACGGUCACCACAAAGACCGCGAUCGCCACGAACUCCGCCAUCACGCAGACGUUCUUAUAGUUCAGACCGUUACUCCAGGUCUCCGUUACCUUUUAAACCACCUUCACCACCUAUGCGUCGCAGCAUUUCCCCUACCGAUUCACAAAAUUCUCGAAGAUCAAGAUCUCCGUUGUCUCCAAGGCGGCCAAGAACGCCAAGGUCACCUCCAUCUCCAGCCACCCGGUAUGAUGACCAUAGACGUAGACGAGAAGAAAGCUUUGAACGACAUUCAUUGUCUCCACAGCAGCAAUAUUACAUUUCGGAGACAGGUGGUUCAGCUGGAAUUCCUUCGACCGCUUCUCCAUAUUAUUAUAACGUAUCGCCAAAUCGCAUUUCUCUGGACGCACGCAUUAAUAUUGUCCUCAAUGGACCACCACCAUCGGUAAACGAAGCUCCCACUUCUUAUGAAAGCUAUGCGGGCUACGGACAAUAUGGUGGUGCGGCAUAUAUGUCUGUACCGCCGCAACCUAUGCCUAAUGACGGUGGUGCUUAUUAUACUAAUCCAUACGUCCCCAUGGGACCUAGCGGGGAACCGCUUAUAGCUCCGCACUUGCAUCAUCCCCAUUCUCAUAGUUCUUCUGGUCAUCACCCAUUAGGAUCAAAUUAUACUAACUUAACCGCAAUAAGCAAUGUAAUGACUACUGCGAGCCACACACAUUCAAGCAAUUAUUAUUAUAAUGAAUUUUGUACUCCACCGCAAAGUAAUACAACUACAUCGGUUCUCAAAGAGCUGCCAAAAGCAGCAGCUGUGGCGGUUCAAAAAGGGAAUGUAUUGGAAAUUGUUCCUUCCAAUGUGGAAACAAUUACAGACAUCCAUUCAGUAAAAUCAUCGACAUCAGAUUAUCCAAAGAAGACGAAGCUUAAGAGCGCCAUUUCAUGGAAAGAAGAGGUCAAUAGUCGUCACAUUAAAUCUGCCGUAAUGCGUCUAAAUUGCGAGAAUGAUAAUGCCAAGAGAAGCAUACUGAAACAGCGGGCAGCAGAUGUAGAAAUCAACAAAUCCGAAAAAUCUGAAAAGAAAAAAGUUUAUUUUGAGGAUGGCAUUUAUCCGAGUCGUGACAGCGGAGAUGAGGACCGCAAAAUAAUCGAAGAGAAGGUGAGACGUAAAGUUUUGCGUUUACGCAAGAAGCGUGGCAUUGAUAUCCCAGCAGCUCGGCAAAUUAUUGAAGAAAGUCUUUCGCAAAAACCAAGAUCCAAAAUAGAUCCGGUUUUAGAGAAACUACCUUGUCCACCACCACCACCUACUUUGGUUCCAUCAAAUUUUGAACAACCAAUCUAUUUAAAACCGCCUACGCCAGUACCUUUUUUGUAUUACCAUUUUGAUGCCGUUGUACAUUCAAUGUUUGUGUCGCCAUUGGAACGACCUAUACCACCACGCUUGCUAAAUCCCAAAUGUAUGCCACCUGGGCAGCAACAAUUAACAACACCAACACAAUCGGCUACGAUCGCUGGUAACGUGCGAUCACCCCUAAAUGUCAAUUCUUCGGGCGUUAAAAAAGAAGUUAACGUCACGAUGAGUCGUAAUCCGCGCGUUGGCGAUCAUCAAUCAGCUAGUUCUUCUUCGAAUAUUCAAAGUCCCAUACCGGUAACGAUGAGUAAGGGAGCUGGACUAAUGCCGUCAUAUCAAGGAUCAAUUUCACCGCAAAUGUCACCGCUUCAAACACCGCCAACGCCAGCGCGUCACAACAGUUUACCAAUGGGUUUUGUAGGUAUGCGCCUUAACAAUUUUUUGCGUUUGCCGCCCUCUCCAUUAACUAGACCGUCAGUUUCAUCAUCUUCAGUAAAAAGUAGUAAAGCGAAUAUACCGGUCGUGGGAGGCACUGUUGUCUCAACAGUCGGUAUAAGGCAUCAAACUUUUAAUAUGACUUCGUUAGCCCCGGGGGUGUUACCACCGCCAGCGCCAGCUAAUGAAUUUAACGCUCCUACAUACAAUUCUCAAAUACCUACAGUUGGGUAUCCUAUUCCGGCAAGACAUCCUUACUUUGCGUCGUCACAUGUAGCUGCGGUUACAAUGUACGGCGUAAUGCGCGGACAAUCACCUAUCCAACGUCCCAAUUCGCAAGCCGAUAAAGAUAAACAUGCCGGCAACACAAACGCUAGUCCUCAGGCCAUGAUAGCGCCCUACAAUGUAAAAAAGGCUGUAUAAAGUUCAAGUAAAUACGAGGCGGUCCUUAUUCAAUCUUUAUCAUAUUUUAUGGCGGUAAAGUAAAAGAGAAUUUAUCGUUUUUAAUAAAGCUACUAUUAUCAUUGGAAUGUAAUUUUUACUAUUACAAUGGUGAACAACACACACAUAUACUCAUAGACAUGCCGCGUGCGCGCAUUUGAACUUACGAGUCUAUGUUUUAACGGCAUUUAUUUGAAGUCUUUUUUAACACUAUCAUUUUCAUCAUUUUUUUCCUUUUAUAAUGUGCGAAUUCGAAUAUUCUGCGUAUUAUACAAUGAUAUGUUCAUUUAAUUUCAAUGUUUUUCUAAUUGUAUUAUAUUAUCAGAUCAUUUACACAGAAGAAGUAUUUAAUUCGUGCACUUUUUUCUCCAAGUCGAAAUAAUAAAUAUUGUUAAACAGUUCCACGUUGAGUACACUGUGAAGAAAGGAGAACCGAGUUUGGAUUUGGUUUUUGAUUAGUGUUCAUUAAAUU
Glossina fuscipes is the source of this 8014-nucleotide messenger RNA. RefSeq names its product serine-rich adhesin for platelets (gene l(3)psg2). The record is from RefSeq and is a predicted model, not a curated record. NCBI's taxonomy places the organism in Eukaryota, Metazoa, Arthropoda, Insecta, Diptera, Glossinidae. Gene Ontology annotation, molecular function: mRNA binding. The transcript is spliced from 5 exons. Bases 343 to 7524 code for a protein of 2393 amino acids.